Stylophora pistillata is the source of this 1102-nucleotide messenger RNA. RefSeq lists its product as uncharacterized. Gene Ontology annotation, molecular function: ATP hydrolysis activity. The record is from RefSeq and is a predicted model, not a curated record. NCBI's taxonomy places the organism in Eukaryota, Metazoa, Cnidaria, Anthozoa, Scleractinia, Pocilloporidae.
GACCAAGAGAAGAUGUUGCGCAACACAAACCUCUCACUUGAUGUGGAACAGCAGUCUUCGAUCGAGCAGACAUCUAAGCAAGGGAGCAUCUGUAUCAAUCAUGGGUUGAGUUCUUUAGCUCGUAAUCAUGUCUUCGAAUGAUUGGUUCAUCCACGAAGUCGUGGUCAUUACUUUUAUAGGCUUUUAGCCAUGGAAACCAGUGGAAACAGUCUACAUGUGCUUGAGUGAUCAAAGCAUAAUCUUUCAAAAUUGAAAGCUUCCUGUGAUGUCAAGGCUACAAAAGGAUUCUACCAUCCCUAGUGUAGCCUCUACAUCACAGGAAGGCCAGGAAAACAGGACACUGAAAGUCACUCUUCUGAGUAAUGAGUGGAAAUCAUCAACUGAUGGAGAAUUGUCAACUAUCAACCGAGAGCUGGCCAUCCAGUUGGCUAAACACCCCAAUGUGGAUGUUAGUGUCUUGCUACCAAGUUGCAGCAGAGAGGACAGGAGCAGUGCUAAGAGUCACAAUGUGAAGCUCAUUGAGGCACAGGGAGUUUCUGGUGUAGAACCAGUUCUUUGGUUGUCAUCUCCUCCUCGAAACCAUACAAUGGACUGUGUCAUUAGUCAUGGAGUCCACCUUGGUCGACUUAUUACACCCAUUAAGAGAAAUCUAAAUUACUGUCACUGCAAAUGGAUUCAAGUUGUUCACUCUGCUCCUGAAGAAGAUGGAAUGUACAAAAACAUUUCAGAAGGUCAAAAAGAGCAGGAAACAGAAAUCCAGCUUUGUAAGAUGGCUGAUCAAGUCGUCACAAUUGGACCCAAGCUAGCAGAAGCUUACAAGCGUUACCUCCGUCCCAGUAAACAAGGGGAAAAUGUUUUUGACCUUACUCCAAGCAUUUUCUCUGAAUUUUUGGAAAAAGAACAAGCCACAGAAGAAAGACAGACUUUCUAUGUUCUUGUAAUUGGAAGUGGUGACAGCUGUGAAGAUUUCACAGUCAAGGGGUACGAUAUAGCUGCUAAAGCAAUGGCUGAGUUGAAAGAUGAAUCCUACAAACUCAGGUUUGUUUGUGCACCUGGAGGAAAAGUAGAUAAAAUCGCAGAAAAUUUGCUCCACCAUGGUGUU